Messenger RNA from Cantharellus anzutake, 1881 nucleotides. RefSeq lists its product as uncharacterized. The transcript has 3 exons. The record is from RefSeq and is a predicted model, not a curated record. Bases 1 to 1881 code for a protein of 626 amino acids. NCBI's taxonomy places the organism in Eukaryota, Fungi, Basidiomycota, Agaricomycetes, Cantharellales, Hydnaceae.
AUGAAAAACGAGGAUGGCUUCGCUAUUGAAAUCGACAAGGAGUUUGGUAAGCCCACGGAGCGCCGCAAGUUGUGCGCUAAACAACUCCGGAUGUUAAUCAGUGAUAAAGUGGGCUCAGCUGACGAGGUGCAGGACAACUGGAAGAGUGCCAACAUUCUCCCCCUCUUACUUGAGCAUCGCCUUCGAUUUGCCGGGUGGCAUCGUGGAGUACCAUGCUUGGAUAAGUCACUGCCGUCCAAUUGGACGCCACGUGAAACUGCCCGUUGCUUGUUGCAACUCUCUCACACCAUUCCAGCCCAGAGGUUGAGAGUCGAGACCAUGACCGAAGAGGAAUAUGUGGAACGCGAGGUAGUGCACUGGGCUCCAGACCCAAAGGGUGAGGUUCGAUCUUAUGUAUUGCCCGAAGAUCAGGUAUGCAGGGCCGUGGCCAAGACAGUGGCCGUCAGCACUCGAGCAGGACAUCCAGAAAAACGCAAGGCAGACUCGCCAGAAGCGACUAGUGCCAAUGACCAGGGGACAUCAAGUCAUCCAAGCCCCAAACGGAUGAGGACUAGGUCGAAGAGGAUAUCAAGUAAGCCUAAACAGGCAAGAGCUAAGCCCGGACGGAAGGUCCCAGUCGCGAGCAACCACGUAGUGAAAACAAUGCCGGAAACGACAGCUGGGACUAGUCAGGCAAACGAAACGACCGUUCCAGAGACCCCUAGCGAGCAGCUGCAUGAAUCAGACAGAUCGGUUUCGCCGGUAACAGCUGGCGAGUCCCACACAUCCAUCCUCCUGCACUUUCAUCUGAUGCAGCAAGGUGGGAACGAGGUGCCGGAAAUUGAGAGAUUUCACACAACAACGACCACCCCUCACUUUGAUCUUAUGCCGCACAAUGAGAAUGAGGUCCCGAAGAUUGGAGGAUCCCACACAAUGACCACCAUCCCUCGCUUCGAUUUUUUGCCUCAAAGUGAGAACGAGGUCUUGACAAUUGGAGGAUCUUACACAAUCCCUCACUUCGAUCUGACAAUGCAGAGUGAGAACGAGGUCCUGACGAUGGAAGAAUCUUACACAGCACCCAGCACCCCUCGCUUCGAUCUGAUGCCACAAAGCGAGGACGAGGCCCCGAAGAUUGGGGCAUUGCACACCGUGCCUCACUUCAAUCUGAAGCCGCAAAACAGAAGAAGCAUCUCCAGAGAGGGAGGAUGCAGUGCCUCUCCCGCAGUGGCCAUCACGCAAUUUAAUCCGAUGCCCCAAAGCAGGAAUAGCAUGAGUACCGCCAUUCUUCCCAUUGAUCCUUUGCUGCAAAAUGGGGACAAUAUUCUGGCGAAGCCAAGGGGUGGAACGAUGGACCGAUCCCCAAGAAUGGCGUCUAUUCCACCGAUUAAGGUGAUUAACCCAACACCCCAAAGCAGCCCGAUUAAAGGGCAGUCAGGAUUGAGGGAGAAGAACAACGGCGUCAGCUAUCUCACUGUCAAGAAUGAACAUGACUCUCGCUCACGUUCAGAAUCUCCUUCCUCCACAGCAAGUACAAAUGGAGAGCCCGUCACCUAUGACCACCUCCUUAGGUGUGCACAGAACGGGGUGUGGAGGGCGGCUAUAAAGGCUGCCACGAUCCUUCGUUCGGAAGCACUCGAGAGUCAAGAUGUUGAACUCCUGGUUAAGGUCGAUGUCAUUGCUGAGCAAAUUAAAAGCAAACAGUCACCACUCGACGAGCCAGAUGUUUCCUUGCAUUGGCGGCUCAUUAAUGAUGCUGGGGAAGAACUUCUUCUAAAUAAAGGGGCUGAUGUUGGGAAGGUUGCUAGGUCAGUAGCUCAGCUUCUUGACGAGGCAGAGGCCAGCGAAGAAAGGGAUGGGGUAAUGGACAAAUGGAUCGCCAGGCUGCCACGCAGGGCGCCCUGA